AUGCCGUUCAUGCAUGGAACGAUGCCGCUUCGGCGGACGUUCUACUAUCUGUUACAAGGGAAAAUCAAGUUUAGGGAUGAUGUACAAGUGUUCGCUAUGGGUUUCCAUCGACAACCAUCAACCGACGAACAACGAGGUGCUCGCGAUUUCGUUUUCUGGCACUGGGCUCAACUUCAAUAUAAGAAUCCUCGUGUACAACUGAUCAAGCACGUCGACACUGUUAUUACUCCUUUCGCGAGAGCAUACCUCAAAGAUGGUCGUGAGGUUCUUUUCGAUCUGGAAGGGAUGACACGAGAGGAAAUAGAGACCCGCAUUGCGACAACGCUGGGAAAGACCGAUUUAGUUGAGAAGAGGGAAGAACUGAUGGAGAUUGUAAAAUUAAAUCCUGCUGAUUUCGGGUCGAAAUGUAAAAGACAGUGUAUGUGUGAAGUUCAAGGCCAACAUCCGUGUACAGCGUUACUGCAAGCACCUAAAUGUAUGACCGGUAAAUGGCGUUGGAAUCAUAAUCUCAUUUAA
This is a messenger RNA of Angiostrongylus costaricensis, 516 nucleotides long. The record is from the annotation of a GenBank genome assembly. NCBI's taxonomy places the organism in Eukaryota, Metazoa, Nematoda, Chromadorea, Rhabditida, Metastrongylidae.